Molecule: messenger RNA, 2829 nt
Organism: Budorcas taxicolor (takin)
Lineage: Eukaryota; Metazoa; Chordata; Mammalia; Artiodactyla; Bovidae
Gene: THRA
Product: thyroid hormone receptor alpha
Exons: 9
Coding region: 474-1706 (410 amino acids)
Biological process (GO): negative regulation of transcription by RNA polymerase II; positive regulation of transcription by RNA polymerase II; cell differentiation
Molecular function (GO): RNA polymerase II cis-regulatory region sequence-specific DNA binding; zinc ion binding; nuclear receptor activity
Source: RefSeq, a predicted model, not a curated record
AGGAGCCGCGGGGCCGCCACACUCGCCCCCCGCCCCCCCGCGCUCACUCGCACUCACACCCGGGCGCAGGAGGCGGGCGGCCCGGGCCCCACCGGCCCCCCAUGGACGCCCCCGGCACGGGGCGCUGAGACCCCCGCGUAGCUGCCCAGCCCGGUCCAGCGCGCCACGCCGAGGGACCUCUGGACAGGACAAGAUUCAGAAGUUACUCUUCCCACCCAGGACCCCUUUACAGGCCCAGCUUGCUCCCCGACCCAGCCCUACCACCUGCCAUUCCCUGGCCCCUUUCACCGCCCGCCCCCCUUGGGGCUCAGGGCAUGGUGUGAAAGGCCAAGUGCUGAGGCGGGCACCAUGGGUGCUGUGCCCUAGGGCCUGGGUGGCAGGGGGUGGGUGGCCUGUGGGUGUGCCGGGGGGGCCAGUGUGCCCACCCCAGUCUCUCGGCGUGCUGGAGGGCAUCCUGGAUGGAAUUGAAGUGAAUGGAACAGAAGCCAAGCAAGGUGGAGUGUGGGUCAGACCCAGAGGAGAGCAGUACCAGGUCACCAGAUGGAAAGCGAAAAAGAAAGAACGGCCAAUGUUCCCUGAAAACCAGCAUGUCAGGGUAUAUCCCUAGUUACCUGGACAAAGACGAGCAGUGUGUCGUAUGUGGGGACAAGGCAACCGGUUAUCACUAUCGCUGCAUCACUUGCGAGGGCUGCAAGGGCUUCUUUCGCCGCACAAUCCAGAAGAACCUCCAUCCCACCUACUCGUGCAAAUAUGACAGCUGCUGUGUCAUUGACAAGAUCACCCGCAAUCAAUGCCAGCUGUGCCGUUUCAAGAAGUGCAUCGCUGUGGGCAUGGCCAUGGACUUGGUUCUAGAUGAUUCGAAGCGGGUGGCCAAGCGCAAGCUGAUUGAGCAGAACCGAGAGCGGCGACGGAAGGAGGAGAUGAUCCGAUCACUGCAGCAGCGACCAGAGCCCACUCCUGAAGAGUGGGACCUGAUCCAUGUUGCCACGGAGGCCCAUCGGAGCACGAACGCCCAGGGCAGCCAUUGGAAGCAGAGGCGGAAAUUCCUGCCGGACGACAUCGGCCAGUCACCCAUCGUCUCCAUGCCAGACGGAGACAAGGUGGACCUUGAGGCCUUCAGCGAGUUUACCAAGAUCAUCACCCCGGCCAUCACCCGCGUGGUGGACUUUGCCAAAAAACUGCCCAUGUUCUCCGAGCUGCCUUGCGAAGACCAGAUCAUUCUCCUGAAGGGGUGCUGCAUGGAGAUCAUGUCCCUGCGGGCGGCUGUCCGCUAUGACCCCGAGAGCGACACCCUGACGCUGAGCGGGGAGAUGGCUGUCAAGCGGGAGCAGCUCAAGAAUGGCGGCCUGGGUGUCGUCUCUGACGCCAUCUUUGAACUGGGCAAGUCACUCUCUGCCUUUAACCUGGAUGACACGGAAGUGGCUCUGCUGCAGGCUGUGCUGCUAAUGUCAACAGACCGCUCGGGCCUGCUGUGUGUGGACAAGAUUGAGAAGAGUCAGGAGGCGUACCUGCUGGCGUUCGAGCACUACGUCAACCACCGCAAACACAACAUUCCGCACUUCUGGCCCAAGCUGCUGAUGAAGGUGACUGACCUCCGCAUGAUCGGGGCCUGCCACGCCAGCCGCUUCCUCCACAUGAAAGUCGAGUGCCCCACCGAACUCUUCCCCCCACUCUUCCUCGAGGUCUUUGAGGAUCAGGAAGUCUAAAGCCUCAGGCGGCCAGAGGGUGUGCGGAGCUGGUGGGGAGGAGCCUGGAGAGAAGGGGCAGAGCUGGGGGCUGAGGGAGACCCCCACACCUCUUCUCUCCUCCCUCUCAUCCUUGGAUAGAUUCAGCUCCCCACACACACCCCCACACUGCCCUGUCCCUCCUCAGAACCUCCAGCCCUGGGACAGGGCAAACAAAUGAACUUGCUAUGAAAAGGACAGUGUGGGAGGCGGGCGGGGGGACCGUGUCCUGCAGUUCCCAGGACCCUGUCCUCUGAGAAGGUAGGAGAAGGGAGGGAGAACUAAGAGCGGACAAGCCAUCUUGACCGUAGGGGAUAGAGGAAUGUGGGGUGGGGGCAAAGGCCCUCACUCACCCCCUACACACACACACACACACACACACACACACACACACACACACACACGAGAGAUCCCCCUCUCCCAGUCUCUCGGCCUAGGUCCCCCCUCCAGGCUGAGGGCCUCUCUGCUUCCCCAGAUGCCUGGUGCAAAGAAAGGCUUGGCUUGGCUCCUCCUCUGGAGGUUAAAAAUUACAGUCAUUCUAACUGCACUUUGGAAACCAGGCAAGGGGAGAAGAUAAAUGAAGAAAUACUAGACAGAGGAAAAAAGAGCGAGCGACUGAUAGAGAGAUGAUAUUAAGUUAUUAACUGAGGCUGGCCAGAGGGGAGGACCCCCCCUCCCACCCCCAAGCACUUUGAGAGCUGCCCCUCCUCCCCCCAAAUCAGAGAGAACUGCCCCCCCCCCCACAUCAGGUCCCCAAGGGUAGGGCUGCCAUCAGAGCUGUGAGCUAAUACAGCAGGGUCCUGCCCACGCCCCCUUGCCUUGCCCCUCCCUCUGUGCCCUUUGGCACCCCCCACCCCAGUACUCCCUCUGCUCUCUGCCACUCGUGCCCGCUGAGUUCCAUCUACCUCUCACUCUGGAUGCCAGCUGGCCCCUCACCAGCCUGCCCUGCUGCCCGCACAGCUCCCCUUUCAAGUGCCCAGCCCCGGGGGCCUCUCCCUGUCACCCCCCUUCCUCUUCUGCACCUUGGCACCCACACAGGAAAAACUGUGGCUCAAGCUCCCGCCCUCCUCACAUCCUGCAGUAUUAGCUACGAUCCAGAUGCUGC